UUGGAAGGCAGGGAAGGUCCCAGAGAGGCAGUGCUCCAUUUCUAUGGGACCGAGGGCGGCGGCGGGCGUGCGGCCGGGGCUGGAGGAGGCCUGCGAUGCCCCUGGGCGAGUACGCCUUCCUCAGGGCCGCCGGGAAGGGCAGCUACGGCGAAGUCAGCCUCGUCAGGCACCGCAGGGACCACAAGCAGUAUGUUAUCAAAAAGCUGAAUCUUAAACAUGCAUCAAGGCGUGAGAGAAAAGCAGCAGAACAAGAGGCCCAGUUGCUGUCUCAGCUGAAGCAUCCUAAUAUAGUCACUUACAGAGAGUCCUGGGAAGGUGAAGAUGGUUUCCUGUACAUUGUCAUGGGCUUCUGUGAAGGAGGAGACCUGUAUCACAAGCUGAAAGAACAGAAGGGACAACUUUUGCCAGAAAGUCAAGUGGUGGAGUGGUUUGUUCAGAUUGCUAUGGCAUUGCAGUAUUUGCAUGAAAAGCAUAUUCUGCACAGAGAUCUCAAAACUCAGAAUGUUUUCCUGACACGUUCAAAUAUAAUCAAAGUGGGAGAUCUGGGAAUAGCUAGAGUACUGGAGAAUCAGUAUGAUAUGGCUAGUACUCUGAUUGGCACUCCAUACUAUAUGAGCCCUGAGUUGUUCUCUAACAAGCCUUACAAUUACAAGUCUGAUGUUUGGGCUUUGGGCUGCUGUGCCUAUGAAUUGGUCACAUUGAAGCACGCUUUUAAUGCUAAAGACAUGAAUUCCUUAGUUUAUCGAAUUAUUGAAGGGAAGCUUCCCCCAAUGCCAAAAGAUUACAGCAUUCAGUUGAAAGAGCUCAUAAGAACAAUGCUUAGUAAAAAGCCAGAGGAGAGACCCAGUGUGAGAAGCAUACUGAGGCAACCAUACAUCAAGCACCAGAUUUCUCUGUUUUUGGAAGCUACAAAGGCGAAAACAUCAAAGAAUCAUAAGAAAAUAUCUCAACAGAAUCCUCAGGCUUCUGCAGUGAAAGAUGAAUUGCAAAUUGGAAAUAAAAUAGCCGAGAAUCUUCCCAUUGAUCCUUCCAGAAAAGCUAAAGAGAAUGAAGAGAAACAUGUAAUCAAUAAUAAAACCUUUGAAGUUUCUUCUUCAGAAAAACUGGCUCCUGAACCUGAAAAAAGUGGAAGCAAAAAUGGUUUGAACAAUACAGAUGUAUCUAUAGCAACCAUGAGCAAAGUGGACAUAAUUAUAAUUCCAGUGGAAAAAAAGAACUGUAAAAGCGAACAUUCAAUGGAGGAGAAAGAAUCCAGCCAUUCAAACCCUUCCGCUAAAACAGAGUGUGAAACUGCAAUAACUGAUCCACACUCAAAGGAAGAACAGUUGCAGAAGGACAGAAAGCCGUGUCUUACAUUGGAAAAUGUAGGCAACAAGGAAACGGUGGAUGUUGUCACAGAUGAGGAAGAUGACACUGUGAAACUUCUGCAGCCUGUUUCCAAAGCCCAAAACACAAAUGAUGGAGAUGAAAGAUCCUGUGAAAAUCCAGACAAAGCUCAAGAUAUAAUUCAGAAGGAAAGCACUCCUUGUUUUCAACCUCAAGGAUCAGUUCAUGAACCUUCCCUGUCUCGGCAGGAAUGGCAGAAAAAAAGAGAGCAGUUCGAGGCCUGUUCAGAUAAUAAUCCUCGAAGACUGCCUUCUCCUCCUAAGGUGAAUUCAAAGAAAAGAGAAAACAAUGCAGACAAGCAGAAUGCUUCAGUUGCAAGACCUAUAAACAGAUCAAAAAGCAUUGAUGGAGCAGUUGCUACUAAGGAUCGUCCAUUAUCCGCACGGGAGAGGAGAAGGCUAAAGCAAUCCCAAGAAGACAAACUUCCUUCAGGUCUUCCUAUCAGACGAGCAUCUCACAGUAUAUCAAUAGAAACAAAAUCUUCACAGGAAGAUUGUCAUGAUCAUAUGGCUCAAAUUCCGUUAGAAUCCAAGAAAAAGACCUUAUCUAAAUGCUCUACUGAAGAUGAACUAAGCUCUUCUACCAGCUCUACAGAGAGGUCUGAUGGAGAUUGUAAAGAAGGAAAAACAAAUGAGAUGAAUGACUUAGUACAACUGAUGACGCAAACACUGAAAAUGGAUAAUAAAGAGAAUGGUUCACAAUCUGCAAUACCAGAAUCACAAUUUAGGGUUAAUAGAAAGUACCGGGACACCUUGAUUUUACAUGGUAAAGCUUCAGAAGAACCAGAUGAUUUUCCAUUUCAGGAACUUCCUUCAGAUGUUCUGUCUGGACCUGAAAAGAUUAGGAGACUGGUUGAAAUUCUGAGAGCAGAUGUAGUUCAAGGACUUGGAGUGACUUUGCUAGAGAAGGUGUUUGAUGUCCUGGUGGAAGAUGAUGAACGUAAGAGAGAGCUAAAACUGCGGGAGAUCAUGGGAGACAAGUACCCUUCUUACAGCAUGAAGGCCCGUCAUUUAAAGUUCUUGGAAGAAAAUGUGAAGCUUUAAGAUAUACCUCAUUAGAGUCACUCCUUGAAGGAAAGAACUAAACGUUGUUCCUUUAUUUGUAGCUGACUUGACUGUUUAUAGACAUUGAUCCCUGGGGUAGUUCUUGCUGUACAGUUUUUUUUAAAAAAAAUAAUGUAGAUGUUAUUUUGUUUAUAAAUGACAAUGUAUACGUUAAAAUUAUAUUUGGGUUUUUAAAUACAAGUUAUAGAUAGCC
Anolis sagrei ordinatus is the source of this 2643-nucleotide messenger RNA. It is a transcript of the gene NEK4, whose product is annotated as NIMA related kinase 4. Lineage: Eukaryota; Metazoa; Chordata; Lepidosauria; Squamata; Anolidae. Gene Ontology annotation, biological process: protein phosphorylation. The record is from RefSeq and is a predicted model, not a curated record. Gene Ontology annotation, molecular function: ATP binding; protein kinase activity.